Molecule: messenger RNA, 1074 nt
Organism: Poecilia latipinna (sailfin molly)
Lineage: Eukaryota; Metazoa; Chordata; Actinopteri; Cyprinodontiformes; Poeciliidae
Gene: pirt
Product: phosphoinositide interacting regulator of transient receptor potential channels
Exons: 2
Coding region: 348-755 (135 amino acids)
Biological process (GO): positive regulation of cation channel activity
Cellular component (GO): plasma membrane
Molecular function (GO): transmembrane transporter binding; phosphatidylinositol bisphosphate binding
Source: RefSeq, a predicted model, not a curated record
UUUAGUUUCCUUUGGGUCGAGGGUCAGGGGUCAGGGUUAAUGGGUUUCCUGUCUGCCUGCUGCAGCAUCAGGACGCAGCCGUGCUGCGAGGCGGUGAGGCUGCGGCGGUCUUGGUUUCCUCGGAGGAGGUGGAGAAAGCAGAGGAGGUGGCAGAGGGCUGCUGAGUGGGAAUCGGUGGCGAUGCCUCUUACUGGUUUCUCUGGUCAGGCAGUGGGAGGAAGGUUUUAUCAGCUGAUUCUGUAGAUUUCUGCCUGUUUUUGCUUCUUCAUGUGACUCUAAUCUGUAAAAGUAGAAGAUUUGAACCAGAUCUAAACGAUUGAUCUUCUCCCCCCAGAGCCCUGGAGGUCAUGGCGGGCAGCCCAGAGAACAUCCCCCUGGGGGAGUGCUCCCUCUCCCAGUCCCAGGACCGGCUCACCCCGCCCAGCCACGCAGCCAGCACCGUCUUCUCUCUGUCCCGCAGCGAGUCGCUCUGGACCACGGAGCCGCCGCCCAAAAUAUGCGACGUCUUCUGGUUCCCCAUUCACUUCAUGUCCACCGGGGGCAGCUUCCUGGCCUGCGGCAUCAUCAUCAGCGGCCUGUGCUUCGCCGGCCAGUGCGGGCGGCCCACCGCCCUGCUGGGCCCGGCCCUGCUGUCCAUCGGGCUGAUGGUGCUGGUGGUGGGGGUGGUGCUCAUCCCCAUCACCAAGAAGAACAGGAAGCGCUCCCACAUGCGGAGGCCCCUCAGCUACUACAAGCCUCCGGUCGUCGACGUGUGACGUCAUCGGGGGUUUCAGCAUGGGAUGAAAUCCAGGAAAUAUUUAUGAAGCAGCAUGGAGCCAUUUCUGUUCACCGCCCGUCAGCGGACCGGCCGCUGCCCCGGCUGUGCAUGACGGCGGCUGGAGCAGCGGGGGGCCGGGUGGAGAGUUACACUGUAAAACAUUAACGGCAAUGUUAAGUUGACUUAGUCUGUCGUGUUACAUUUAUAAAUGUCAGAAUCCCAAAGUAAAUAUUUAGUUUACUAAAUAUGAAGCUAACAGAGAUUUAGUUCCAGACUAAAUGCUUAGUUUGUAAGCUAAAUAUUUAGCCACAAAUUAA